AUCCAAACGACCUGUUAUGGAUAAGACCAUGACAUUCACCUUGUCAUCACAGAAGAGAAGCUGGAAAGUACGUACUCUAGAUUAUUCAAAUACCUGGUGAAGUUUGUGGUGCUGAUGUUGGUCAUGGGGUAUGCUGCAAGCCAGACAUCCAUGUUCAUGGUUGAGAAGCUGAGAUCAACAGUAAAAGACGAUUGGAAGGAAUCAAGCCUCAAAUCAAGUGUAUUUGGGUCAUCAUACAUGCGAGCAUCAAGGAAUGAUUCUUCUCGGGGUUUAAUUUCCAGUGAUAUACUGAAGAACCACUCGGUGUUUGUGGAAGAUCUUGUUACUGUCUUCUUGACGGAAGUACCAGCUGCUACAAGAGGUGGGAAGAACAACAACACACUGACUAUAGCGGUCUCGGACAAAAAUGGGUUCCAUGAGUUGUUGUUGGUGGGCACUGAUAUACCAACAACGGCGGAUAUCAAUGUAAAUGCUUUAAUGGAAGUGAUACAGAUGUUGCCUUACAAUGUAUCCCAUGGGUCUUUUCAAUUUCGAAAUGGACACAAAAAUAGCCACUGGAUGAGGGCUGUUAUUGAAGGUGGAAUGAUCAAUAAGACCUUGAGGAUUGCUGUGCCAGCUAAAAGCGGGUUUAGUGGUUUUGUCAAUCAGAAAGGCGAUCCACCUAGCGUGAUGGGUUUCUCCAUGUUCAAGGAGGUGAUGAAAUCUUUGCCUUAUCAGGUCUCCUACAUUCCAUAUGAAGCUGGCCAUGAAAAUGAGGACAGAUACAACGAUGAACUAAUUUACAAACUAUACCUCAAGGAAUAUGAUGGGGUUGUAGGAAGUAUAACCAUCACAGCCAACAGAUCCAAGUUCGUUGAUUUUACGCAGCCAUAUAUGAUGUCUGGUAUUUCAAUGUUAGUGCCCAUUGAGGACGAUGAUGACAUGAAGAGUCUUUGGUGGUUCUUGAAGCCGAUGACGGCAGAAAUGUGGGUAGCUACGAUUGCACUUUUCAUGUUGAAGGGGAUUCUGGUUUGGAUUUUUGAGCAUGGAACGAACGAGGAAUUCCAAGGAACGCCUUCACAACAAGUGGGGAAAAUCCUAUGUGUCUCCUUCGCCGUAUUUGUCUCUGCUGAAAAAGAGAAGCUACAAAGCAACUAUUCCAGAUUCAUCGUGAGCAUAUGGACGGUUGCAGUGCUCCUGCUUGGGGCGUGUUACGUUGCAAUCAUUUCAUCAAUUUUAACGGCUGAGAAGCUCCAACCGGCUGCGACGGACAUAGAGUCGCUGGUUGAGGAUGGGAAGUGUGCUGGAUACCGAAAGGGAUCAUUGGUGUUAGAAUUUCUAAAGCAAAUGGGAUUCGAAGAGUCGAAACUCAAGGCUUACACAACCAGAGAAGAGUAUGCAGAAGGGUUGUUGAGAGGAGGUGGCAACAAUGGAGUUUCUGCUAUAGUAGAUGAGAUUCCUUAUUUGAAGGUUUUUCUUGCUAAAUAUGGUCAUCGCUACGCCAUGAUGGGACCCAUUCACAGACCGUCUGGAUUUGGAUUUGCGUUUCAAAGAGGUUCCAAGAUAGUGCCUCAUAUUUCUAGGGCAAUCUUGGAACUCACUGAAGGAGAUAAGAUGUUUGAGCUAGAGCAGAAAUGGUUCAGACGCUGCAAAACAAGUCCUGACCCACACCAAACUCCAGUAGUCCCUAACAAGAUAUCUCUACAUAGCUUCCGCGGCAUACUCCUCAUCACCGAACUCACUUCCGGCGUAGCUCUCUUCAUCUUCAUCAUCUUGUUCAUUUAUAAACGGAAAACAACCAGGCAUGGAAAUGACUCGUCGUCCCAAACAUCAUUUGUGGGACCCAGGAAUAGUCGAGAAGCUUUGGGUAACUGUUCUAUCGAGAUAACUGCAAACCACACAAAUGAGGAGGAUUCUAAUGUCAAUAGAGAAAGAGAAAGGGAUCUGAGAAGACCCGAAGAUGGUCAGCUUGAUGAGAGGACCACUCAAUAUGGUAUCCCUUCGGAGAUCAUUUGUGAGGAAGAUUGUUGCACUGAGGAAUGCUAACUGAGAGAGAG
Messenger RNA from Magnolia sinica, 2036 nucleotides. Its product is annotated as glutamate receptor 2.8-like. The coding region runs from base 115 to 2025 and encodes 636 amino acids. The record is from RefSeq and is a predicted model, not a curated record. Gene Ontology annotation, cellular component: plasma membrane. Gene Ontology annotation, molecular function: glutamate-gated receptor activity. Lineage: Eukaryota; Viridiplantae; Streptophyta; Magnoliopsida; Magnoliales; Magnoliaceae. The transcript has 4 exons.